Penaeus vannamei (Pacific white shrimp) is the source of this 2573-nucleotide messenger RNA. It is a transcript of the gene Urod, whose product is annotated as uroporphyrinogen decarboxylase. Gene Ontology annotation, biological process: heme biosynthetic process. Gene Ontology annotation, cellular component: cytosol. Gene Ontology annotation, molecular function: uroporphyrinogen decarboxylase activity. Lineage: Eukaryota; Metazoa; Arthropoda; Malacostraca; Decapoda; Penaeidae. The record is from RefSeq and is a predicted model, not a curated record.
AUUGGCAACUCGACCGGCCUGCCAGCUGAUCUCUCUUUACCUGAAAUUUGGAUUAAUUAAUGAAUUAGCGCUCUUCACCUGUUUACCUUCCCCUUUUCCCUGUUUUGUGAACGAAAUAAACGAACAUCAUGCCCCAGGAAAAUGAAUUCCCAGUCAUGAAAAACGACAGGCUGUUAAAAGCUGCCUGGGGGCAAGAGGUCGACGUUGUCCCUGUAUGGGCGAUGAGGCAGGCUGGACGAUACCUCCCUGAGUUUCGGGAAGAACGAGCAAAAUGCGAUUUCUUCACCAUGUGCCAAACCCCAGCCCUAUCAUGCAAGGUGACUCUACAGCCCUUGGAUAGGUUCCCCUUGGAUGCCGCUAUUAUAUUCUCCGAUAUUCUGGUGAUUCCUCAAGCGCUUGGGAUGGUGGUUGAGAUGAGAGCUGGAGAGGGCCCAGUCUUCCCUGCCCCUCUACGUGAGCCAGAGGACUUGGCCAAGCUCGGGUCUCCUGCUGAUGUCUGCUCGAAGCUUCAGUAUGUGUUCGAUGCUCUCACCCUCACUAGGAAAGAGCUGAAGGGGAGAGCUCCUCUCAUCGGCUUUAGUGGAGCACCAUGGACCAUAAUGGCCUACAUGAUUGAGGGCAAGGGCUCGAAGACCAUGAGUCUUGCCAAGGGCUGGCUGUACAAGUACCCUGAAGCGAGCCAUAAACUCUUGAAGAUAAUUACAGACGCAACUGUGAACUAUCUCGUUGGUCAGGUGAAGGCAGGUGCUCAGUGUCUCCAAGUGUUUGAAUCCCAUGCUGAACACUUGGGCCCAGAGCUCUUCAGAAAGUUUUCUCUGCCGUACCUGGAGCAGAUCUGCAAUGAGGUGAAAGAGAGGGUUGCAAAGGCAGGGCUCAAGGAUAUCCCCAUGAUUGUUUUCCCCAAAGGUGGCCAUUUUGCCCUGAAAGACCUUGCAGCUCUGAAGUAUGAAGUAAUUGGCAUUGACUGGACUGUAGACCCAGCUUUAGCUCGGGAGAUUGUCGGACCAAAUAAAACUUUACAAGGGAACUUAGAUCCUUGUGCCUUGUAUGCUGAUAAGAAAUUCAUCGAUAAUGCUGUAAAGGAGAUGAUAGAAAAAUUUGGUAGAAAUCGCUACAUUGCCAACCUUGGGCAUGGCAUGUAUCCAGACAUGGAUCCAGAGCAUCUUGCGGCAUUUGUCAACGCUGUCCAUAAAUAUUCCAAGAAGGGCAAUUAAAUUGCAUUUUAAUUCAGAAGAACUGUGAUAAAUUUGAUUCUAUUUGGACCAAUGGUUGUAAAUAUUCAGAGAUUUAGGCUAAUGUGAUAAGUAAAAAAUUUAAAAGACAUCACAGGAAUCUAUGAUCAGUCUCACAUCGACCAUGGCAAUCUACUUAUCAAUACUGAUAAACUUUGGAUUUUCUUUUCUCCCAUUCAAAAUAAGCACAAAUGCACUGAUUCCCUCUUUUGGUUUUAUGACGUAUAAAUGCAUUUAACAAGACGUUUCAAACUGAAUUUAACUAAAAUGAUAUUUAUCUUAUAUAUCUAUUUAAACCUUUUCAACUCCUAAAUGAUGUUUUGCCUUAGUAAAAAAGUAUAGUUUCUAGCACAAGCCAUUCAACCUAUAUUGUAUAGCUGCUGAAGUAUUUAUUCAAGUAACUUAUAUAGAAUCUUGGUAUCUUUUUAGACAACAAUAGUCAAAAGUGUAUAGUGCAUUUGACAAACAUUCUUGAUCAGCGCAAUAUUUUAGCUAAUGCAUUGUGUUAAAACAGAUUUUAGCAGACAGUUUUUCAUAGCCAAAGUAUACAUUAAAGCUUACUAUUUUCUUAAAAGGUUUGUUUCCUCUUUCGAAAUCAUCUGAACUUGGGUUUCUCAAAAGACAAUAAAACAAAGAUAAAAAAAAGUUUGAAUUUUAUCCGUUUUCAAAUUAGGAAUAAACUUGCAAUAGAGUAUAAAAUAUUUUGGUUACAAUGUGAAAGGGCAUUAGCCUUUAUCAUACAGUAGUGAAGAUUAUAGUGAACUGUCAAUGCCUUUGUUGUCUCUGCCUCAUUAUCAAGCCUUUCGACUGACGAGCCCAGCCGUGUUACGAGGGCAUUGACACCUAUCAUUGAAUGGUGCUCUCUUUAAUUUCUGCACGAGUGGAUUUCAGGUUCCAUUUUGAUUAAGAUUUGUUGGCUUUUGAAUAUGUAUGUUAUUUUGAUAUAAAUAAAAGAUGGAGAUAUUUACAAUUCUAACAUGUUACUAAAGAUGUGUUAUUUUCGUGGUAUCAUUGCAAGACCAGAAGUUGUAUAUUUACAGUAGCUUUAAAUAUGUUCAGUUAGAUAUUUGUCUUCCAGAUAAGUGUGUAUUUGAUAUUUGUACAUUUGAUUUACCAGUAUUAUGUUAUUUAUUUAAUAAUGUACUUAUAGGUAUAGUGUACUUAUUCUUGUUGAAUCUUCCAAAAUGUAUCAUCAGACUACUACUAAGUGCAUUUCACUUCAGCACAAGUGUGUCCAGCAUCUACCGUUUGCCUGCUAUUGUGUACAAAAAUAUAAGGUAAAAUAUGUAUACUCGGACAAUCUGGAGAACGAAUAAUUUUGAAAAUAAAAUUUUAAAUCUU